Theileria orientalis strain Shintoku is the source of this 705-nucleotide messenger RNA. RefSeq lists its product as hypothetical. The coding region runs from base 1 to 705 and encodes 234 amino acids. The record is from RefSeq and is a predicted model, not a curated record. The transcript is spliced from 4 exons. NCBI's taxonomy places the organism in Eukaryota, Apicomplexa, Aconoidasida, Piroplasmida, Theileriidae.
AUGACAAACAAUUAUAUUGUUUUAUUUUAUGAUCUUUUAAAUUUAAGGUACUAUAGAAAUGAGUUAGUUGUAAAUUAUUACAGUGAUUAUAUAGAAUCACUGUCACGUGGGAAAAUUAGUUACAAUCGUAUAUUUUCUAUUAAUGAAAAUUCCGAUGACAACAAUCAGACGGAAUCAACUGAUGUAGAAAAUUUUACAUAUGAACAUUUAAAAAUAAAGGACAUUGAAAAGAUAUUAAUGUUUGAUUCUUCAGUUGCAGAAGCUGGAUCCAAUUCUGUCAACGGUUGUUCUGUAACAUCCCGCGAAUCAUCAAAUGAAUCUUCUAGCAGCGAUUCUUCAUCCAGUGAAUUAUUCGUUUCUGAAAAUGAAAAUUCUGCUAUGAGUAAUUAUAUAAGUGUACCUCCUCAUAACAGAGGUCGUGUUACAACUACUGCUACUAUGCACAAAUCUGCUCAAAAGGACUUUGUUUACAGUGGUAUGACAACUAGCCUUUCAGAAAAUAGUGACCGAGGAAACAGAGCAAGAAAUAACUUAAUACCGGAUAAUAAAAAAAGCUAUAAUAUGUUUUACAUCAACACAUCGAAUAAUAAAUGGUUAUUACUGUUUAAAGAAUCUUUUGAACCCAAUUUAUUAAACAUAUUGUCUAGUGACCAAAAUUCGAUAACACAUUUUGGUUUUGGUCUAUUGGUCAAUUUUUACAAAUAG